UUCAGACAUAUAAAACGAGGCGAGGGGUGAGACUAUUCAAAGAGACGCAAGACCGCGCAAAGGAACUUAAAAAAAAACAAACCAAGCACCUGGUCACUUUGGGAGGUUUGACUGGAGGUGUUUCAGGACCCCGAUCAGCGCGCGGAUCACAUCUCUAUAGCACAUGUGUAAAGCAAUGCUCGUGAGGAACGGCUCUCAGCUUUUGCUCUUCAUAACUCUCUCCAGUGUUUUAUACGCCCGGACCUUAAGUUUACCCUUCGCCUCAAUGAGAGAUACCAGACACGCAGACGGGCUCUUCACAAGCGGAUACAGUAAACUUCUAGGACAGUUAUCUGCCAGACGGUACCUGGAGUCAUUGAUCGGAAAGCGGGUCAGCGAUGAUCUGAUGGAAGACCAGGCGCCGAUGAAGCGUCAUUCAGACGCAAUAUUCACAGACAACUACAGCCGCUUUCGCAAGCAGAUGGCGGUGAAGAAAUAUCUCAACUCGGUUCUCACAGGAAAGAGAAGUCAAGAAGACCCUCCCAGCAUGCAGGAGGAGUCGGCCGGAGGGGAGACCACGUAUCGGGAGAGCUACGAUGACGUCACCGUAGACCGACUUCUCAAUCAUAUACCACUGCCCCUCUGAGGUCGGCCCGGAAGGCAAGAAAUCUACUCUCCGAGACCAUCAUAGGUUUUCCAUUUACACCGUCUAGUAUAGGACAUCAGCAGCAUACUACUAAAAACAAGAAAAAUGUGGUUACCUAUGGCGUAAAUGUUUGCACUGUACAUAGAAAAUAAACUUGGAUGAGAGAUGUCAGCCUGAAGAUGUACAUAGUGUGCUUUGGCCUCGGAAACCCGGUUUGCUUUGACAUGUUUCCUGUAAAUUGUAGAUCAAUAAAUGCAUUGAAACAAGC
Molecule: messenger RNA, 893 nt
Organism: Puntigrus tetrazona (Sumatra barb)
Lineage: Eukaryota; Metazoa; Chordata; Actinopteri; Cypriniformes; Cyprinidae
Product: vasoactive intestinal peptide
Exons: 6
Coding region: 164-625 (153 amino acids)
Biological process (GO): negative regulation of potassium ion transport; positive regulation of epinephrine secretion; positive regulation of protein catabolic process
Cellular component (GO): perikaryon; extracellular region; neuron projection
Molecular function (GO): peptide hormone receptor binding; neuropeptide hormone activity
Source: RefSeq, a predicted model, not a curated record